CAUUAUCUAUCAGUGAUAAUAUUCAAGAAACAGCAAAAAUAGUGUGUAAAACACUGCGCUCACCAAUAACAUUCAUUCAGUUAUACAGUAUAACCAUUGAGUAAGGUUGAUAAAAACCUGACUGAGUUAGUUCAAAAACCAAAAAUGCGCUAUACACUGAUGAUCGCGCUUGUGUGCUUGUGUUGCGUACUACUGAUGCAAGAUUUUGCUAAUGGUUGGUGGAGUGGAAGAAGAAGAUCUGUUCGUUACGCAAAACGAUUCUCCACUAUUUGCUCAUCAAACUCUAUCAGAGGCACAGACAAUUGUGGAAGUGGGCGGUAUGGAGCUCCGAGAGGUGGGAGAAMACACAAGGGCGUUGACAUUAUCUGUCAURCAGGAAACACCGUUUAUGCACCCUUUCCAGCCAGAAUCGUUCGUGAUGCCCGGCCAUACGGCAAUGGGAAACCUCACGACAUUGGCGUGGUGCUCMAGGGGACUGGGACAUGGCAAGGCUAUACAGUAAAGAUGUUCUAUGUCAGGAGAUCGACUUCGAUAGGGUCUCAGGUUACCGCAGGGAGCAGUAUCGGUACCAUGGUUAACAUGGCGAGGCAAUAUAGAUGUUCAAUGACAAAUCAUGUCCAUGUCCAACUCUACAAAAAUGGUUACAUUAUCGACCCUACCAGUUACCUUUAGGAGUCAAGGAACUACGCAUAGACAACGAGUGCACCAGAAAAUAAGUGGAUAAAACGGUUAAUUAAAUUAGUACAGUUGAAACUGUAAAAAACGUGGGGAGUAAAUCAUGAAAUCUA
This is a messenger RNA of Exaiptasia diaphana, 788 nucleotides long. Its product is annotated as leukocyte cell-derived chemotaxin-2. Bases 145 to 672 code for a protein of 175 amino acids. NCBI's taxonomy places the organism in Eukaryota, Metazoa, Cnidaria, Anthozoa, Actiniaria, Aiptasiidae. The transcript has 5 exons. The record is from RefSeq and is a predicted model, not a curated record.